UUCGUGUCGCAAUCACACUUGUCUUCUUCGAUAUAAACUAGCGCAGAUUUCCCUUUGUCAGAAUCGGAUUGGAGGCCCAAGCAAUACAUUCACUCGUCGUUUGGCAGCCGCGGUUCAUGCAAAGAACCUCUUCUCACCUCGUCAAAGAAAUUUGAAUUUCAUUCAGAGAAUGGCCAGUAUGCAGGUAGUAGGCAGUAGUAGUAGUACAGUCCAGUUGUCCGCGCACGGAACAGCGCAACACAGCUCAGAGCUAUCAUCAGAGCCUGAACAGCUUGAUCUGAGCAUUCCAACGGACGCCUGGUCGCCAGAAGCUCGCCGUGUGUAUGAUCAACUGUGCACAGAACUCACUACUGAGAAUGGUUGGCAGAAACGCCCAUAUUUGGUGGACAUGGCGCAGUCGUUGGACGAGCCCCGUUUGCUGACGCGGUGCGAUCGCGAGCAGACGGGCCGCUUCUUCAACUACGCAUUCUGGAUCAACCAACGCGAGGAGAAGCUGCGCGGCGUCGUCGAGUUCGGCCCCUACGCGCAGGGCCCGCCGAGUUGCGCCCAUGGCGGCGCCACGGCGACCAUUGCGGACGCGUGCAUGGGCAGUGUGGUGUGGCACACGGGACGGAAGGCCGUCACCGCCAACCUGAACGUCAACUACAAGAACCUGGUGCAGCUCGGCGUGCCGCACAUCAUGGAGGCGGCUCUGGACAAGGAGGACGGCCGAAAGCUGUUCCUCACGUUCAGCCUGACGAACGCCGAGCAUUCUCAGCUGUGCUCGACAUCAACCGCGCUGUUUCUGAUGCCGCGUUCGAAGCCGAAAGAAGAGGACUCCACGCCCGACGCCAAGCGUGCCCCGUCUUCCGAUUACGUCUUCCCCGCACCCGGUAUUGAGCCGAAGUUAUGAGUUAGUGUUCUAACUCACCCACAUCCACACCGUCGUAGCCAGGGAGUAGUAAAAUACCGGUAUAUUACUACUCCCUGAUCGUAACUGUAUGCAAUAACGUGGCCAAAACAUGUCCGGCCGGAGUCUGGUAUUGUAUGUCUCAUGGCAUAAAAAAAAGUCCGGAAACUGAUCCAUGAUGCCAUUCAUCGGUCCACUAUGUCAUACGUCGUUCCGGUAAUUUUGUCAUUCUGCUUCAACGUAGGCAGUGGUUCGCCUGGUUAUCCAUCUAUGUUAAUCGACACCUUGUUGAUAAAAAGACUCCAUCGAGUUGUCCUCCAGCAGAGGUUCACGCGCUCAGACCGCCUUGCAACCAGCCGUGCAAUGCACGUGAGGUGCCCCCGACCGGUGGAUUCCAGCUGCAGGCACAGAUGCGGAUAUGGUCGGUAUAUUUUUAUUUUACUUCGCGAGAAUGAACAGGUAUUGCUGCCUUCUUGCAUGGACAAGCGAAUUGUCCAAGCUCUCGCAUCAUGACAAUAAUAUGACUACACUGCUCGCAUACGUGCUCAACCCGGAACGAGUGCUGAGUUGAUUGUUGCGUCCGCUUGUAAUUAUCGCCUCUAGCGCCACUUGAUUCUUUCUAAGACGGGGACUUCUCUAGUCUGCGCGGCAUUGCGUGCUGCUUGUACUGUAUCGAUGUACAGGAACUCGCGGGCGAGUUAUAAACGGCCAUCACAAUGACCCUGUGUGUGUUUUUUUUAAUACUGAAAAUGAGCGAUUGGCUAAACAAUGCCUGCGGCCCCUAUGGCCCGUGGGAGUUUGGACAUUAGCACUAGUAUGUUUUACCACCGAGCUGGUCUCUUGCUGAAUUUACCUAGCCCGUCUAUUUAUUUCUAUCCUAUUUAUGGCAAGUCCCCAGGGGUGCAGCAGCUAGUUUCUCAUCGACUUGCUUUGUAUUUAUUUGGAAAGGAUGCAGACAUUAUAAUAAUUAUGGUCUCUCUCUCUCUCUCUCUCUCUCUCUCUCUCUCUCUCUCUCUCUCUCUCUCUCUCUCUCUCCACACCCUAGCCUGAAAACCACUUUUCAUGUCCCGUG
This is a messenger RNA of Sycon ciliatum, 1961 nucleotides long. RefSeq names its product acyl-coenzyme A thioesterase THEM4-like. The coding region runs from base 170 to 892 and encodes 240 amino acids. NCBI's taxonomy places the organism in Eukaryota, Metazoa, Porifera, Calcarea, Leucosolenida, Sycettidae. The record is from RefSeq and is a predicted model, not a curated record. The transcript has a single exon.